AUGUCUAGUCGAUUCGUUUCCGGCGGGACGAUAAGCGGCGAAGGGUCAAAGGACGAGGCCGUCGCCGCUACGUCGAGAGAGCCGCUGGCGAAGAAGAGCGUGGAAUGGGAGACUGUGCAGCAUGAGCUUGAUGAGGAGAGGAAGCGGAGGGAGCACGCGAGGGCGGAGUUGGCGGAGGGGGGGCAGCAGAGCUUGUAUGAUAUUUUGCAGGCGAAUAAAGCGGCGAAGCAGGCUGCGUUUGAGGAGCAGAAUAAGCUGAAGAAUCAGUUCCGGGCGCUGGAUGAUGACGAGAUUGAGUUUUUGGAUGAGGUGAGGGCGAAGGAGAAAGCUGAGGAGGAGAGGGCGAGGAGGGAGGUUGAGGAAGGGCUGAAGGCGUUUCGGGAGAGGCAGAAGAGCACCGGCGGCAGCGGCGGCGAGACUUCCGGGACGGUGAAGGAGGGUGGUGGAGGGGAGGAGGAGGAGGAGUGGGUUGUUGGUGGGAGGAAGAGGAAGAGGCAUGAGAGGGAGGUGUUGGGGGUGAAGAAGAAGGCUGUUGCUGGUAGUGAUAGAGAGAGUGGGAAGGAUGAGGCUGUGGGAGUUGAUAAGGGUGAGGGUGAUAAUGGGAAGAAGAAGGGUGAGAGUGAGGGUGAGAAGGAGAAAGAGAAGGAGAAGAAGGCGAGCUUGGGGCUGGUGGCAUAUGAUUCGGACAGCGACGAUGACGAAUGA
This is a messenger RNA of Trichoderma harzianum CBS 226.95, 705 nucleotides long. RefSeq lists its product as hypothetical. The record is from RefSeq and is a predicted model, not a curated record. Bases 1 to 705 code for a protein of 234 amino acids. The transcript has 2 exons. Gene Ontology annotation, cellular component: nucleus. Lineage: Eukaryota; Fungi; Ascomycota; Sordariomycetes; Hypocreales; Hypocreaceae.